ACUUGCCCCCUUCAAAUCAAAUUCCACACACAACCAAAAAUCACACAUUUAUUCUAAGUUCAAGUAAAUUGUAGCUAAAAAUGGGGUCUUUUUCCCACUAUGGGUUCUCAAGUAUUCUCUUGGUUAUAGCAAUUUUGUUUAGUUUUUGCAUGGUUUCUUAUGGUGGAAAUUUCUUUCAAGAAUUUGACUUUACUUGGGGUGGCAAUAGAGCCAAGAUUUACAAUGGAGGCCAACUUUUAUCUUUGUCUUUGGAUAGGCAAUCUGGCUCUGGUUUUAAAUCCAAGAAAGAACAUCUCUUUGGGAGAAUUGAUAUGCAAAUCAAACUUGUUGCCGGAAACUCUGCUGGCACUGUCACAACAUAUUACUUAUCUUCUCAAGGACCCACUCACGAUGAAAUUGACUUUGAGUUCUUGGGAAAUGUUACUGGUGAACCUUAUAUUCUCCACACAAACAUCUAUGCCCAAGGCAAGGGAAACAAAGAGCAGCAAUUCUAUCUCUGGUUUGACCCUACCAAGAACUUCCACAGCUACUCAAUCAUUUGGAAACCCCAACAUAUUGUUUUCUUGGUGGACAACACACCCAUAAGAGUUUACAAGAAUGCUGAAUCAAUUGGUGUGCCAUUCCCAAAGAACCAGCCAAUGAGGAUUUACUCAAGCCUUUGGAAUGCUGAUGAUUGGGCCACAAGAGGAGGCCUAGUGAAAACUGAUUGGACCAAAGCCCCAUUCACAGCCUACUAUAGAAACUACAUGGCCCAAACCUUUAGUACUUCACAAUUUUCUGAUGAAAAAUGGCAAAAUCAAGAACUUGAUGCAAAUGGUAGAAGAAGACUAAGAUGGGUUCAAAAGAAUUUUAUGAUUUACAAUUAUUGCACUGAUAUUAAGAGGUUUCCUCAGGGUUCUCCUCCAGAAUGUAGAAGAUUUUGAGUGGCUAUGUAGUUUGGUUUUUGUGAAAUAUUCUUUUAUGUGUUUGUGGUUUUAUUUUGAUAAGAGUAUGGCCACCCAAAUAAAUUAAUGUAUUUUUAUGGUUUCAUUUUGUAUGUUAUAUGAAGCUAGUAGUUCUAUCUAUU
Lycium ferocissimum is the source of this 1066-nucleotide messenger RNA. Its product is annotated as xyloglucan endotransglucosylase protein 1-like. Gene Ontology annotation, biological process: xyloglucan metabolic process; cell wall biogenesis. Gene Ontology annotation, molecular function: xyloglucan:xyloglucosyl transferase activity; hydrolase activity, hydrolyzing O-glycosyl compounds. Lineage: Eukaryota; Viridiplantae; Streptophyta; Magnoliopsida; Solanales; Solanaceae. Bases 81 to 923 code for a protein of 280 amino acids. The transcript is spliced from 3 exons. Gene Ontology annotation, cellular component: cell wall; apoplast. The record is from RefSeq and is a predicted model, not a curated record.